This is a messenger RNA of Lachancea mirantina, 3897 nucleotides long. The record is from the annotation of a GenBank genome assembly. NCBI's taxonomy places the organism in Eukaryota, Fungi, Ascomycota, Saccharomycetes, Saccharomycetales, Saccharomycetaceae.
AUGUCAGCCAUAUAUAAACUCUCAAUACAGGGAAUCAGGUCUUUUGAUUCGAAUGACCGUGAAACCAUUGAAUUUGGUAAGCCACUUACACUGAUUGUUGGAAGUAAUGGAUCGGGGAAAACUACUAUCAUUGAGUGUUUGAAGUAUGCGACAACAGGCGAUUUGCCUCCCAAUAGCAAGGGCGGGGCGUUUGUGCAUGAUCCUAAAAUUACAGGGGAGAAAGACGUACGAGCACAGGUGAAAUUGGCGUUUGUUAGUGCGAAUAAUGUGAAUAUGAUUGUAACACGAAAUAUUCAACUUUUGGCUAAAAAAACAAGCAACACUUUCAAGACAUUGGAGGGUCAAUUGGUUGCUAUAAACAAGAGUGGGAGAACGACUUUGAGCAGCAGGGCUGCAGAACUUGACGUUCAGGUGCCUUUGUACAUGGGUGUUCCCAGGUCGAUUCUCGACUACGUGAUCUUCUGCCACCAGGAAGAUAGUUUGUGGCCGCUUAGCGAACCUUCAAACUUGAAAAAAAGGUUUGAUGAAAUCUUUCAGGCUAUGAAGUUUACCAAGGCCUUGGACAACUUGAAAGUUAUCCGCAAAGACAUCUCCGUGGACAUUAAGCUUCUGAAACAGUCUGUGGAGUAUUUGAAAGUCGAGAGAGAAAGAGGGCGUGCCACAAAGGUGAACAUCGCGUCGCUUGAGCAGAAAAUUGCUGAUCAUAUGAGGCUCGUUGAGAGUACAGAUCGCGAGUUGGAGCGUAUAACGGAGCAAUCCGACAGGCUAUUUAAGUCCAACCAGGAGUUUCAGGAAGUUCUUUCCAGGCUUGAAGGUCUUAGACACAGUCAAAAGUCCAUUGUUGAUCAAAUCAAGCGGUUGAAAGAAACUACUGAAAUUGUUGAAGCUCCUAAGGCUCAUCUCGAAGGGUUGUUGGCCAAUUUCACCGCGGUGAUAGAAGACAGAAAGCAACAGUUGAAAUCUGUGGAAGAGUCUUUAGCAAGGGAACAGCAAAGGCUCGGUGAAGCUCGUGAAAAGAUCAAUAAUCUAUCAUCACGUAAGGGUGAACUCAUCGCGAAAAAGGCUCGCUUUGAAGAGAUCAUUGCCUUAAGAAACAAGACAUGCAACGAAAUUAGCACAAGCCAAAACCUAAAUGGAGAGGAUGUUAUGCAACUUCUUUUAGAAAAGUUGAGAUUAAGCGAAGCAGUCGCUCAAAAAAAUUCCCUUCAAAACAACGCAGAAAAACGAAGAUUAGAGGCUCGGUGCUCCGAGGUAGAAGCUGCCAGGGUCAAGGAUGAGCAGCAACUUAGCUAUUGUAGGAGCGAUCAUAGCAAAUUAAUGGAGGAACUUGACUCCUUGCGCCAUUCUUUGAAAGCGAAAACCGCGACUGAUGAUGAUUUAAGUGAACAGCGACUUUCCCUGGCAAAAUUUCGAACGCAUUUAGAAGAUCGACAGCGGUCUGGGGACAUGGAGCGCACUAUUGCUCAGAUACAGGGGAAAAAUGAACAAAUUGUUGUGAUGGAAAAUGAGCUUGAAAACGUGCAAAAAGAAAUAUUGAGAGCCACUCGUCAAUCGGAUCUUAUGGCUAGGUACUCCUUAUCGAAAAAGCGUUUGGAAGAACUUCAGAGCAAACUUAAAGAAUCAACAAAUAUAUUGGCAGACGACACCAAAGCGGCGGAUUGGAAACUGACGCCUCAUAGUGACCUUGAAUUAGCCAUCAAGAAAGUAGGUCUCGACUUGCAAGGAAGCCUGGCAGUCGCGUUAAGCGACGUCAGUGAUGCCAGAAAAACUGUUACAGAGGACAAGUUCAUGUCUUCACAAUGGCGUAAUGAUAAAGACCUUCAGAGCGAUGCCCUAACAGUGGUUGAACUCUCAAUCAAGAGAGCCCUACCCGGGGACUGCUCUCUGGAUGACUACGAUGAGGCUUUCAACGAGACAGAGGAAUCAUAUAAAAUUGCGCUGGAGAAUUUGAAAAUGCAUAGAACUACUUUGGAGUUCAAUUUGAAAGCUUUAGAAGUUGCAAAAGUGAAUAACUGUUGUUAUUUGUGUCAAAGGGAUUUUGAGGACAAAAAUGAGCAGAGCAAGCUUCUAAAGGAAUUGGAGCGUCGCACACAGACUGAUUUCGAAAAAACGUUGGUAGAGGCGGUACAAGAGGAAAAGCGCUAUCUAGACUCUUUAAGAAAAGUCGAAAAGGACGUGAUGAAAAGAAAUGAUUUAGUGGGUUCAAUUUCAAGGCUUGACCACAAAUUGAACGAAGUGAUAAAACGUCUUAAAACCAGAGAAGAGAUUCUCGCAAAGAAGGAGGAGCGGGCCAGUGCUAUCAAAUCCGACAUGAACUACUUCGAAGGCAUAGUUCGGCCCGUUGUUGAAAAGAUCUGCUUGCUAAAGAAACAGUUUCAUGAAGAGCAGAAAGGUGAAAGAAACUUGGCAGAUGAGAUAAGUAUUUUUAGUCAGGGAGAUAGAAAGUUGCAGACUAUUGAAGAGUUACAAAACACCCAGUUGAUACUUAACACUGACUUGAAGAAACUUCGCAAAGAUAUCGACCUAUUGCAAGAUGAAAAAGAGGCGAGAUCGAGGGAAACUAACAACCUCAUAAACCUAAUUCACGAGAGAAGGUUCAAACUCACCGAACUUGAGAAAGAGGCCCAAGAAAACGUUGGUUUACAAAAACGAAUCAUAGAUUGUGAAAGGUCGAUCGAUGAGAUGGCUUCAACAAUUUCUUCGAUCUCUGGGCGCGUUGAAAGUCAUCACAGCAAGAUAUCUGCUGCGCGUAAUGAAUUGGAUGAUAGCUUGAGAAAGUUUGAAGCUAGUGAGGCUAAAGAUCGUGCUGAGUGUGCAGGCUAUAGAUUUAGCAUUGAACGCAUUGAACGCCUAGAUUCCGAAAUCGAAGACUAUGAGAUGCAUAAUGUAGGCAAGCUGGAGGAAUGUGACGGGGAAAUAGGUCUCCAGCAGGAGGUAAUCAAGGAAUCGACUGAAAAGGUCGAAUAUCUUUCAAAUUUACUUGCCGCUGAGAGUAAAAAAAUAGAGGAUUCUAGGAAUGAACAGAGAAAUCUGAGGUUAAACUUAGAUUUGUUAGAUUUGCAGUCUCAGCUUCACAGUGUUACGGAAGAAAUUGAACACUUGGAUACCCGUAACGCGGAAGCCCAGAGAAGCAGUUACCAAGAGGAAUCUACACGUCUAAGGAGCCUGUUUGAGAAAUUCAGUGCAGAUAAUGCCGGGAGAUUGGGCGAAAUCAAACAACUUCAAAAUCAAAUAAACGCAUUAGUCAAUCUUCUGAGAACUGAUUACAAAAAUGUUGAUGAUAAAUAUCAAAAUGAGUGGCUGAAAUUGCAAACUAAAACCAUAGUUACCGACGACAUCGAAGUUUAUUUAAAACUGUUAGACAGCGCCAUCAUGAAAUAUCACUCUGUUAAGAUGCAGGAUAUUAAUCGCAUCAUGGAUGAGCUCUGGAAACGCACCUAUAGUGGCACUGACGUCGACACGAUCAAAAUUAAAUCCGAUGAGACAUCCAGCACCACAAAAGCGAAAUCUUACAAUUACCGUGUCGUGAUGUACAAGCAAGAUGCCGAGCUUGAUAUGAGAGGAAGAUGUUCGGCAGGUCAAAAAGUUCUGGCCUCGAUAAUAAUCAGGCUGGCUUUGUCUGAAAGUUUCGGUACAAAUUGUGGUGUCAUAGCUUUAGAUGAACCAACCACCAAUCUUGAUGAGGAAAAUAUUGAAAGUCUUGCCAAAUCGCUGAACAAUAUCAUCGAACUGCGUAGACAUCAAAAAAACUUUCAGCUGAUCGUUAUCACUCACGAUGAGAAGUUUUUGAAUUAUAUGGGAGCUGCAGACUUCACCGAUCACUUUUACAAAGUCAAGAGAGAUGAUAGACAAAAAUCCCAAAUUGAGUGGGUCAGCCUCAAAAAGGUCAUUGUUUGA